Messenger RNA from Linum trigynum, 1284 nucleotides. Lineage: Eukaryota; Viridiplantae; Streptophyta; Magnoliopsida; Malpighiales; Linaceae. The record is from the annotation of a GenBank genome assembly.
AUGGACCCCACCGUUCGCCCAGCCGUCGUCAUCGACAACGGCACUGGGUAUACUAAGAUGGGAUUCGCGGGAAAUGUUGAGCCUUGUUUCAUUCUACCGACAGUAGUUGCAGUGAAUGAGUCGUUUCUCGAUCAAUCUCGGGCUUCCUCCAAGGCGAAUUGGCUCGCCCAGCACAGCGCCGGGGUUUUGGCCGAUCUGGACUUCUUCAUUGGGGAUGAAGCAAUUACCAAAUCGAGGUCUAGUAGCAGUUACAAUCUUAGCUACCCGAUUCAGCAUGGGCAAGUCGAUAAUUGGGAUGCCAUGGAGAGGUAUUGGCAGCAGUCUAUAUUCAAUUACUUGCGGUGUGAUCCGGAGGAUCAUUACUUCCUUUUGACAGAGAGCCCGCUCACGGCACCGGAGAGUAGGGAAUAUGCCGGUGAGAUUAUGUUCGAGACGUUUAACGUCCCUGGCCUUUACAUUGCCGUCAAUUCCGUCCUCGCCUUAGCUGCCGGGUAUACAACAUCUAAGUGCGAGAUGACAGGCGUUGUGGUGGAUGUUGGGGAUGGUGCUAGUCAUGUUGUCCCUGUCGCUGAGGGCUAUGUAAUUGGAAGUAGCAUCAAAUCAAUUCCUAUUGCUGGACGGGACGUUACCCUUUUUGUCCAACAGCUUAUGCGGGAAAGAGGAGAGAAUGUACCGCCUGAGGAUUCAUUUGAUGUAGCUCGGAAAGUCAAAGAAAUGUAUGGCUACACUUGUUCUGGUAUUGUCAAGGAGUUUAACAAGCAUGAUAAAGAACCAUCCAAGUUUAUUAAGCAAUGGAAAGGUAUCAAGCCAAAAACCGGGGCGCCAUACUCAUGUGAUGUAGGCUAUGAGCGUUUCCUUGGACCUGAGAUUUUCUUUAACCCUGAGGUCUACAGCAGUGACUUUACAACUCCUCUACCAGAUGUAAUUGACAAAUGCAUUCAGUCUGCACCAAUCGAUACCAGGAGGGCUUUAUACAAGAAUAUAGUAUUAUCUGGCGGAUCAACCAUGUUCAAGGAUUUCGGUAGAAGGUUGCAACGAGAUCUGAAAAAGAUUGUGGAUGCACGAGUUCAGGCAUCUGAAGCCAUACUUGGUGGUGAUAUUAAAGCUCAGCCAGUGGAAGUAAAUGUUGUCAGCCACCCCAUACAGAGAUAUGCUGUUUGGUUUGGAGGUUCAGUGCUUGCUUCAACUCCUGAAUUUUUUGCGGCUUGCCACACAAAAGCCGAAUAUGAAGAACAUGGAGCAAACAUAUGCCGCACGAAUCCUGUCUUCAAGGGAAUGUAUUAG